This is a messenger RNA of Effrenium voratum, 531 nucleotides long. NCBI's taxonomy places the organism in Eukaryota, Dinophyceae, Suessiales, Symbiodiniaceae. The record is from the annotation of a GenBank genome assembly.
AUGCCCCGUGACUACAUCGACCUCCUGCUGAUUCACUUCCCCAAAGGUGACUGUGCGGAGGCCUGGGCUACGCUGGAGGAGUAUCACAGCAAAGGGGUGCUUCGGGCCAUUGGCGUCAGCAACUUCAAGAAGUCUGACCUGGAGACCCUGAUGAAGACCGCCAAGGUGAAGCCUGCGGUGAAUCAGAUCGAGCUGAAUGUGCUCGAAUAUGAUGCCGAGGGCUUGGCGUACUCCAAGCAGCUGAACAUCACCGUGGAGGCCUACUCCCCGGUGGGCCGCAGCGGCCACUCUGGGGACAUUUGCGGCAACGAGGUGGUGAAGUCGGUGGCCUCGAAGCACCAGAUCAGCACCUACCAGGUGGCACUGAAGUGGAUCCUGCAGCACGGCAACCUCUUGACCUUCCAGUCAAGCUCCGCAGAGCAUCAGGCGGAGGACGCGGACGUUUUCGGCUUCCAGAUCAGCGACGAGGAGAUGAAGGCUUUGGAUCAACUCCACGGAGCAUCUCCUGGCCUUCGGCCCAUGGUGGUGUGA